AUGGACACCAUUGAAUCAGGCAAUCGAAUUACUUUAAAACGUAAACGACCAAAUCCAAUCUUUCAGGACUGGCUGGAAGAAUUGUAUGAAGAAGCCAAACAAAAGAAAAGUAAACUUGAAAACAUGCUUAACACUGCUUUGACGUCCCUCUCUAAAUAUCCGUUACCACUGCAGACAGGUGCAGAAUGUGCUAUUCUUAAUGGUUUCGACAGAAGGUUAUGUUUGUUCUUAGAUAAAAGGCUAGAAGUUUACAACAGUUGCCGAAAUCAAUUGCCUUUAGCGGUUUGCCCAGGAAACAAUCCCGAAAAUUAUGUUAAUUUGCCUUCGACCAGUAAGAAUAGCAUUGGCUUCGUUAAUCCAGAAAAACCUAUAAGUGAAUCUAAAGUUUGUAAUAGUUCCCCAAAUCAAUUGCCUUUAACGGCUUGCUCAGGAAACAAUCGGGAAAAUUAUGUUAAUUUGCCUUCGACCAGUAAGAAUAGCAUUGGCUUCGUUAAUCCAGAAAAACCUAUAAGUGAAUCUAAAGUUUGUAAUAGUUCCCCAAAUGAAUUGCCUUUAUCGGCUUGCUCAGCGAACAAUCCUAAAAAUGAUGCUAACUUGCCUUCGACCAGUAAGAAUAGCAUUGGCUUCAUUAGUCCAGAAAAACAUAAAAGUGAAUCUAAAGUUUGUAAUAGUUCGCCAAAUCAAUUGCCUUUAUCGGCUUGCUCAGGAAACAAUCUGGAAAAUUAUGUUAAUUUGCCAUCAACCAGUAAAAAUAGCAUUGGCUUCAUUAGUCCAGAAAAACCUAAAAGUGAAUCUAAAGUUUGUAAUAAUUCCCUAAAUCAAUUGCCAUUAUCAGCUUGCUCAGAAAACAAUCCCAAAAAUAAUGCUAACUUGCUUUUGACCAGUACAAAAGACAUUAGCUUGCCUAGUCCAGAAAAAACUAAAUCUAAAGUUUAUAAGCCAGCAUAUAGAUCAGGGGGCUAUGCAAUUUUGAUAGCAUUGCUUGAAUAUACCAAAAAUAAUAGAAGAAAACCAAUGAAUAAAGAUACUAUAAUACAGUAUGCUGAGAAAUAUUGUGAUGAUUCAUUUACCAUUCGAAGUCCUGAUUCUUUUUAUACAGCUUGGUCUAACAUGCAAAGAUUAAUAAUAAAAGGGCUGGUAAAAAAAAGUAAGCAUGAAAAUGAGUAUUCUUUGACGGAACAAGGACUUGCAAUAGCAAAUGAUUUGUUGAAAAACUCAAUAGAAAUACCUAGUGCUAAUGAUAUAAUUUUUAAUACAAAGUCUAGUCUAAAUCAAUUGCCAAACAAAGAGCCUAACAACAUCAGAGAACAUGGUAUUGAAUCAGCUAACACUAGUAUUUCUUCAAAUAUACCAGUAACCACAAACCUAAAACAUGUAAAAGGUUUACAAAUGGAUCCCGGAUGUUUUGACAUUAUUUUGCUAAUAGAUAAAAAUGAAACGGGCGGAACAGAUUUUAUACUCACAAAGAAGAACGACCCAACUGUGGUACAGUUUAAAAAAUAUCCCAACUUGCUCCAUGAAUAUCGAAGUCUUAAAGUUGGAGAUUUUACUUGGAUAGCUAGACACAAAAACAAUAAGGAUCAGGAGUUUGUCUUGCCAUAUAUUGUUGAAAGAAAAAGAAUGGAUGACCUAGCAGCAAGUAUUAAGGAUGGAAGGUUUCAUGAGCAGAAAUUCAGGCUUCGACGCUGUGGCAUUGAGAAUGUUAUUUAUAUGGUGGAAUGUUAUGGAUCUAAUAAAAAUGUGGGAUUGCCAAUGCAGUCCCUCAUGCAAGCUUUGGCCAAUACUAGAGUGUUAGAUGGUUUCACUAUUCACAAAACUAAGUCCUUGGCUUACUCUGUACGAUUUUUGGCAAUGCUCACUAAAAGACUGAUUAUUAGGUAUAAGGAUAAAACAUUGAUAGGAACCGAAGCGCCGCCAGAAAAAAAUGUGCUGAUGACAUUUAAUUAUUUUAAUAAGUCGUCAGCAAAAAAUAAGGCAUUAACUGUCACUGAAGCAUUCAUAAAAAUAUUGCUACAGUUAAAAGGAGUUUCUGUAGAGAAAGCUGUUGCUAUAACAAGCCAGUACAAGACACCUCAUUCCCUUAUAAACGCCUAUAAACUUUAUAAUCAGAAGGAAGGUGAACUGUUGCUUGCUAAUUUAAAAUAUGGUGACUUAACUCGGAAUGUAGGUCCAACUGUUAUGGAUAUUGAACUUAUAGAGCCACAAAUGCGACAGAGACUUAUGACUAAAAACUUACCUUGUUAUAUCAAGGAAAAGAGCAUGAUGUUUUUAAUUAUAAAAGAGAUUUUGUGUCUCAAGACGAAGAUGUACCAAAGAAAAGAACCAAAACGGCCAGAUGAUACGACUGCGGAAGAUCUAAAGAUCUAA
Messenger RNA from Parnassius apollo (apollo), 2367 nucleotides. Lineage: Eukaryota; Metazoa; Arthropoda; Insecta; Lepidoptera; Papilionidae. The record is from the annotation of a GenBank genome assembly.